CGUUGAAUCUCCUGUCAUCCCAACUUCCAGAGCAGUUUAGUACUGACACAGAACAAGAGAAAGCAGCUUUGUCACUCCACAUCUUUCACAAUGGGCUGCAUCCAAAGCUUCAGACAUUGCUGUGACCGGCCGAAAAAUACCAAUGUUCGGAUCAGUCUUCCAGCGGUGUGUUUUGUGUGGCAAAUCGCAAUGAUCAUCUUGUUUGGGGUGUUCGUACGUUACAACGCGGAAUCAGACACACACUGGGUGGAAGAGAAAAAAUUAUUAAACGUGACUGAUGCUGAAAAUGAUUUCUAUUUCAGAUAUCCAAGUUUCCAGGAUGUCCACGUGAUGAUCUUUGUGGGUUUUGGUUUCCUCAUGACCUUCCUGAAGCGCUACAGCUUUGGCGCCGUGGGCUUCAACUUCCUGGUUGCCGCCUUCGGCAUCCAGUGGGCCCUGCUCAUGCAGGGUUGGUUCCACUCUCUGGGCGAGGAUGGCAAGAUCAGAAUUGGCAUUGAGAGUCUGAUCAAUGCAGACUUCUGUGUGGCCGGGUGCCUGAUUGCAUACGGUGCAGUUCUGGGGAAAGUUAGCCCGGUCCAGCUGAUGGUUAUGACCCUAUUUGGUAUCACCCUGUUUGCUGUAGAGGAGUACAUUAUCCUCAAUCUCAUCCAUGCCAGAGAUGCUGGAGGCUCCAUGGUGAUCCACACAUUUGGGGCUUAUUAUGGUCUGUCCAUUUCGUGGAUGCUCUAUCGCCCAAACCUGCACCAGAGCCAGACUCUCCAGGGGUCUGUCUACCACUCUGAUGUCUUCGCCAUGAUUGGAACCCUGUUCUUGUGGAUGUUCUGGCCCAGCUUCAACUCAGCCAUCACGGACCAUGGCGAUGGUCAGCACCGGGCCGCCAUCAACACCUACCUGGCCCUGACCUCCACCGUGCUCACCACAAUCGCCAUCUCCAGCCUCUACAACAAGCAUGGCAAGCUGGACAUGGUCCACAUUCAGAACUCCACGCUGGCUGGGGGCGUUGCCGUGGGAACGGCCGCAGAGUUCAUGCUAAUGCCGUACGGGUCUCUGAUCGUGGGGUUCUGCUGCGGAGUCAUCUCCACCUUGGGAUACAUCUACCUCUCGCCCUUCCUGGAGAAGACACUGAAGAUCCAGGACACCUGUGGCAUCCACAACCUCCACGCCAUGCCUGGGGUCAUAGGGGGCAUUGUGGGUGCCAUUACUGCUGCUGCCGCCUCUGAGUCUGUCUACGGAAAGGAGGGGUUGAUCAACACAUUUGACUUUGUUGGUGACUGGAAAAACAUGACACCCUCGCGUCAAGGUGGACACCAGGCAGCUGGGCUCUGUGUGGCUCUCUGUUUUGGAAUCGGGGGAGGAAUCCUUGUUGGCACCGUCCUCAGAUUGCCUAUCUGGGGCGAUCCCUCGGAUGACAACUGCUUUGACGACAAGGCCUACUGGGAAGUACCUGAGGAGGAGGAGAGCGUUCCCCCUGUCAUGGCAUACAACAACCACAUGCGAAACAAGGAUGUGGGAAUCUCCAACUUCUCUGUGGAACAGAACUGAAUCUAGAUCAAAAGUUCUUCCAUCUCAUCUGCGUCUGACAACCCCACCUAACUCCUGCUGGGCAAACUCAACAACUUUCCACUGCCAUCUUACUAAUCAUUCUGAGAUAGUACUUCAAAGUACUACACAGUUCUAGAUGAUACUGCACGGUACUACAGAAAAAGGUACUACAAGGUAUUAAACAAUACUACACAAUUACUUUAAAAAUUGUCCUUCACUGUCCUACACAGCACUGCACAGUACUACACAGUCUUAGCUAGUCUUGCAUAGUCAUACGCAGCUUACGCAGAAUACCAGACUACAUCUCAUGACUGCUUACUUUGCGUCGUAGCAGACAUUUCCUGCAAAGCAGUGGCUAAUGUUGGAAAGAGAACUUAGCUUACCAAAACUGAAUGAACAUGACUCAGCCCUGUUAUGUGUGCCAUUGUAACUGGUAAACCUAGUAUGUCAAACCUAAUAUUUAGAAAGAGAUUGUUUUGUUUUUGCAAAUGACGAUUUUUAUGUAUAUUUCAUAUUAAGAUUAUAAAUAUUCUGCAAGGAAUCAUGUUUUAAAUAUGUAAUGCAAGUACACUCACAUUUGUCUUUGGAAGCCACAUCCAUAUUUCAAUUAAGUUGUGUUUGUAUCACCAAAGUAUUCACUUGCACUAGAAAGAGAUAGAUUAUAGGUGCUUGAACGGUGUGAGUGUAAUCAUCUUACUGAGGCUCUGCAUACCAGUGUGGAGAAACUUUACUGUCAAUUCAACUUAAUUAGAUUUCAAUGUAGACCAUUCUGUAUAUUGUAAAGUUUAUUGAAACAAAUUGUGGUAAUUACACAAAUGUACACAAAACCGUACACAAAUUGAGUAUGUUUUUUUAUUAUAGAUAAUAUUGACAUUACAAAUUUAGAGGGUAAUUUAUUAUACAUUC
Osmerus eperlanus (European smelt) is the source of this 2448-nucleotide messenger RNA. RefSeq names its product Rh family, C glycoprotein b (gene rhcgb). Gene Ontology annotation, biological process: ammonium transmembrane transport; ammonium homeostasis. The record is from RefSeq and is a predicted model, not a curated record. Bases 91 to 1542 code for a protein of 483 amino acids. The transcript has 11 exons. Lineage: Eukaryota; Metazoa; Chordata; Actinopteri; Osmeriformes; Osmeridae. Gene Ontology annotation, molecular function: ammonium channel activity; oxidoreductase activity. Gene Ontology annotation, cellular component: plasma membrane.